Athene cunicularia (burrowing owl) is the source of this 1502-nucleotide messenger RNA. RefSeq names its product oleoyl-ACP hydrolase (gene OLAH). The record is from RefSeq and is a predicted model, not a curated record. Gene Ontology annotation, biological process: lipid biosynthetic process. The transcript is spliced from 6 exons. NCBI's taxonomy places the organism in Eukaryota, Metazoa, Chordata, Aves, Strigiformes, Strigidae. Bases 76 to 840 code for a protein of 254 amino acids.
UGAAGAGUCUUGUUCUAGAAUGAUGUGUUGUUUUCCUGGUUUUGUUUUUUUGGGUUUUUUUUUUGUUUUUUAGGAAUGGAAAAGCUGGUUGUUUGUCCAUACAAGAGGCCAAAUGCUCUUUGUAGGCUGAUUUGCUUUCCGUGGGCUGGUGGUGGAACUUCUCAACUUGCUGCAUGGGGCAAACUCUUCAGCAGCUCAAUUGAAGUGUCCUCUGUAAGGCUUCCUGGAAGAGAAUCUCGUCUUAAGGAGCCUUUUGCGAAAGACAUGACAACCAUAGUUAAUGAAAUUACAAGUGUUUUGUUAAAAGAAUUGCAAGAAAAACCAUUUGCAUUUUUUGGUCACAGUUUUGGAUCUUAUAUUAGUUUUGCAGUUGCACUACACUUGAAAGAAAAGUACGGACUAGAGCCGAUCCAUCUUUUUGUAUCAGGGGCACAUGCCCCAAAUUCUGAAGCAUUUCUUCCCAUCAAAAGCAUACCCCUAUGUGAUGCACAAGAUGAAGACAUUAUUACAUAUAUACAACUCCUAGGAGGAACUCCUUCUGAGUUUCUCCAAUAUGAAGAUGUUAAGAAACAUCUGAUACAUACUUUCAGAGAAGAUAUUAGAGUUCUUCAGACAUUUUCUUUUGAGAAGGCAGAAAGGAAUAUCCCCUUCUCUUGUGAUAUUACUUGCUUUAAUGGGUCCGAAGAUAAACCACAUGAUUUAGAAGCCUGGCACGAUCUAACAAGUGGAGAUACUUCCUUUUAUGACCUUCCUGGAGGUCACUUUUAUCUGCUGGAACCCUCUAAUGCAAUUUUCUUGACAAAACACAUAACAAGAUGUAUAGAAAAUGCUGGUCUAUGAGUAUUUCCCUCUAUUUUAAUGGCAAAGGUGUAAGAUUAGUCCACAGCACUUCAUAAUAAGUCAUCAUUUCUGACAAUUGCAUGCAGUUAUACCUAAGAGUUGUACUGUUCCUCCAGAUCUUUGUCGUAAUCCUUUUAAAAGGGGGCAAUUUUUCUGAUUUUUUUUUUUUUAGUAAACACUGGCUUUGGGUCUUAAAAAUAAAAUUUUCAUGUUUUCCCUGUUCUCAUCUUGCAUGUGCACAAACCCUUCAUUCUAUAACCUCAUUUGCAAAAAAUGACAGCUAUGUUAUUUUACUUUCAGAGCUUCUCUUUGUGUGCUUCUGCAAAACUGCUAAAUAUAAUUCCAUACCCACAAAAAUCCACAAUUCUUAUAGAAAGCUUAAUUUAUUAGAUUCAAAUUUAUUUAGAAUAAGAUACAAUCUAAAAAUAGAGCAUGUAUGUAAAUAGCCUUUACAGUCAAACAUCUUAUGCUUAAAAGAUUUUACUGUCAGACUAAACAAUAAGGAGUUAGUAUUGCAUUUUCCAUAACAGAGUUAGUUCAUUAGCCACUGAAGAGUUAGUUAUUAGUGGGAAUUAUUCUGAGGAUUCUAGAUCCCAUAUUUUUCUAUCAUUGCUUUUGCUUUAGAGAUAUAGGCAUUCAUGGCGUCCUCCUUCGAUAAACCU